Molecule: messenger RNA, 974 nt
Organism: Paecilomyces variotii
Lineage: Eukaryota; Fungi; Ascomycota; Eurotiomycetes; Eurotiales; Thermoascaceae
Exons: 1
Coding region: 104-598 (164 amino acids)
Source: RefSeq, a predicted model, not a curated record
CUGAUCUUAUCCAGACUCUCUUCAAAUAUCCUUCUACAUAACCUUCUACUCAUCUCGCAAAACCUACAUCGCCUUUUUAUAAUAAAAAAACACUUAAGAUACAAUGUCGGCCGUGGAGAAAAAAAGACAACAAGCCCCCGUCGAGGAGGACGACUACUCUUCCGGCGACGACUAUGACUACUCCGACUUCUCAGAUGAGGAAUACAGCGACGAUGAGGAGCCGCAACAACACCAGCAGUUGCAACGACGACAGCAACAGCCGCAGAGACAGCAACAGCAGAAUGACAUCGACCCAAACUAUAAGGGUAUGAAGACAGCAUCACCGCAGUCCGCACGCAAGUCAAUGCAGCCCUUUGAGCGCAUCGGGCCUCCAGAGACCUCCAUGGAUGGACCAGUCACCUACGCACGCGCUCAACGGGGAGAGAUCCCCAUGCGAGAAGGAAAUCCCAACCAGAGUCUCCAGACGGCCGAUAACCAGAACAAGCAAACCUCUAUUGACGACGAGGAAGGAUUGAAGCUCAAGCUCGAGCUGAAUCUGGACGUGGAAGUCGAAUUGAAGGCUAGUAUCCAUGGUGAUUUGACCUUGGCUUUGCUGUAAGUUUUCCCUCUCCCUUAAUUUGUCUCUUUUUUCUCUUCCCCUUCCUUCUUCCCAAAUUCACUUGGAUAGAGCUUAGAGUUCUAAAAGGUCUUGAACAAAUGCAGUGCAUAGACGAAAAAGAAGGACACAAUAUACCUUUCUCGCAAUCUCUUCAAUCGAUACUCCGCGUCCAUCACCUUCUACCGACCGGCUCUGUACACUGCACGAUCGAUACAACCGUUUUAUAAAGUCGACCCUCGCCGGCUAUACGCAUCGAGGGGCUAUCAUAUCCUACCCCAUCCGACAGCUACUCGAACGAAAAGAUGAUCUGAAUUUCUUUCUGGUCUGGUCUAGUUCACUCUGGCCUGGCUUCUUGAUAGAAGUACUCUACCUACCG